AUGCUGCCUCGCUCCUCCCGCGUUUCUCGCAGAUCAUAUCCCUCGUCGAGUCCUCCCUACACCUGGGCUAGGAGUGCUAGUAGAAAGUCAAAUCUAUGGCCAGAACCCAAGGGCAGGGUUGGUGAACAGCCCAGGGUCCGGGCGUGGGUCGCGCCCGUCUCGCGAAUAGCCAACUUCCUCAUUGUGCCCACUGCGAUCCUGUACGCCGUCUUCUUUGCGGACUUCGGCGACCACGAGCACGUAUUCUCUCCGCCGAGGCGCUGGCUAGAGGCACAAAAAGCUGCCUUUUUCUCCCUCUCUCCUGAGGAACAGAAGCUUGUCGGCGCAGAUACGACCAAACCCGAAACGCCUGCGGCCGCCCAAGGUUCAGGAGAUCCCCGCUGAUUCCAACGACCCUCGGCACGCACCCAUGAUGCGUAUGAAUUUGGAAUUCCCGCGCCAAACGGGAAUGAAUUGCUCCCAUUUGACAACAUCCGGUCCGAUGUUAUAUGGCCGGUGAGAGAUUACGUGGGAAGAUCUCCUUCGGACCUGGUUUCGUCAGAGCCGGAGUUAUAAAGACGUUGGCCGACACUGCACUGCCGUUCCCCGCGCCCACCGGAUAUUGGGAACAAUCAUCGUGUGGUGACAUGACACACAUUUACCUGUACAGCCAGGUACCACAUGUCGUACUCACACGCUGAAUUACUACACUUCCU
Molecule: messenger RNA, 695 nt
Organism: Dichomitus squalens LYAD-421 SS1
Lineage: Eukaryota; Fungi; Basidiomycota; Agaricomycetes; Polyporales; Polyporaceae
Exons: 4
Coding region: 1-384 (127 amino acids)
Source: RefSeq, a predicted model, not a curated record